Messenger RNA from Somion occarium, 1800 nucleotides. NCBI's taxonomy places the organism in Eukaryota, Fungi, Basidiomycota, Agaricomycetes, Polyporales, Cerrenaceae. The record is from the annotation of a GenBank genome assembly.
CUGCUAUUUACAGUCGCGAGCGGUUGGGCUCUGCCCGCGUGUGUUCGAAUCGCACAGGUGACGACUUUUUUUGGAUGAGCCUUUAGAGGUGACUUCCUUCUUAUCUCAUUUCUGGGACAAUCCAUUCACAUAUGCAGACAGAUAACCAUUUCUUCGCGUCGUUAACAUCAGUCUCGUCGCUCCUCACUCGUGCACACAUGUAAAGCACCCAAGAUCGCGUUUGUAUAGGCGCCCAUUAACAUUCUAUUUCAAGCGACGAUGAGUGCCAACAAGUACGCAGGUCUGCCUGAUAUUGAUACUGCGCCCGAUGUCUAUGAGACCGAGGAUGUAUUCCUCACUACUCAGGAAAACAAAGCCGAAUCCAGCGACGAUGAGUCUGCACCUUCAAAGACUCACGGAAAGAAGAAUGGAGAAGGGCCGUCCAAAGAAGAGCUGGACAUGAGCAGCCUAAUGGAACCAGACGAAGCCGGCAAGAAGUUCAGAAAACUGGAGAAGAGACACCAUAGGCCGCGGAUACAAUACGUAUAUCCACCCUCGCCGACGGAAGAGUCAGGUCGCACAUCUCCAAUCCUUUCUACACCUGCCCUUCCGCUGUCUCAACGAUUGAAGCGUCUUCAAGCUGAACUUGCGGCCCUUGAGACAGAGCUCGCUGAUCCUUCAAAUCCCCUACUGCACAAAGAACGCGAAGAAGGUCGCGUCGAUCCAGGUGAACUCAUUAGAGGAAUGGUGGAUGUCAAGGGCAGGUUGGAGAAGAUUAGCAAGGUCAAAGAGGGCAGAGGGAAACUUGUUAGCGUAGUCCUCGGAGAGGCCGACACGUUGAAUUUCGAGCAAACCGAAGCAAAAGACUCAAGUAGAGAGAAGAGUCCUGAAGAGAAGGACGUGAAACCACACACGGAGGUCAGAGAUAUUGCGGAAAUGGAUAAGCGCGUUGGAGAACUGGAGAAACUCAUUGGAUCAUCUGGUACCGCUCUGGACGAGCUUUCACCAUUACCACCACCGAUACUACCACUCUUGACGCGACUGAACACACAACUCACCCUGCUCACCCAACCCCGACACAUAGAUUCGAUCUCUAGACGUCUCAAAUUACUUCUCUCGGACUUAGACCGUGUCUCGAACGCGAAUGCGCAACAUCUCAAUGCGUCUCAACGCCGACAAGGCUCGCAUCAUGCACCAGUCUCAUCGGCAACCUCCCCUCAUCCUUCUUCCCCAUCCAUCUCCACCCAAGUCGCCACAUCAACUCUUCAAGAGCAGCUUACACCCAUCCUGACGCGUUUGUCGCCAAUGUUACCCCAUAUACCCCAUAUACUCUCUCGGUUACGUACGUUGUCUACUCUGCAUACCCAAGCUGCAUCAUUCCAGAGCACGUUGGAGAGUUUGGAAGAGGAACAAAGAAAAGGCAGAGCUGCUUUGGAGGAGUUGCAGCGUGCGGUGGAAGGCGUGGAGAAUAGCUGGAAGGAGAAUGAGAAUGUUGUGAAGACGAAUGUGAAAGUUCUUGAGGAGAGAGUUGAGGAGGUUCAGAGAAGGUUGGAGGACCUAUCGAUUACUCGAGAGUAGGUUUGGCACGCCGUUCGGAUUUCGUUUAUGGUAUACCCAUUCUUCGAGCUCGCCGGGUUUUGAGGCUUAUUCAUGAAAAGUCACUGAGAUCUUUGAAGUUACCAUGAUAUCGUUCACAUGCACGCGUAAUCGGUGUGUCAAUUAAUAUUCAUAACGAAGAAGACUCAAAAGAACAAGAAUCGUAAUACAAAUACACCAGCUAAUCGUUACGAAUAAACAAGGGGUUGUGUCAUGUCAUUGAAG